Messenger RNA from Colletotrichum destructivum, 1032 nucleotides. RefSeq names its product Putative calcineurin-like phosphoesterase domain, ApaH type, metallo-dependent phosphatase. Bases 1 to 1032 code for a protein of 343 amino acids. The transcript has a single exon. Lineage: Eukaryota; Fungi; Ascomycota; Sordariomycetes; Glomerellales; Glomerellaceae. Gene Ontology annotation, molecular function: hydrolase activity. The record is from RefSeq and is a predicted model, not a curated record.
AUGGACGCUUCGAAUCCAGACUCGUUAGUCAAAACCCGGUUUCUGGUCAUCUCGGACACCCACGGCGCAGGAUGCUUGCCGGGGAACAACAGACUCAUUGGCCCCGUCGACGUGGCCAUCCACUGUGGCGACCUCACAGAAGAGAGCAAACUGGCCGAGUUUCGCGCAACCCUCGAGCUCAUGAAGACGAUCCAAGCGCCACUGAAGCUCGUCAUCGCUGGGAACCAUGACUGGACGCUUGACACGCUCAUGUUCAAGAAGAAGAUCGCCGAGGUAGCACCCCCGGUCGAUAUGGAGUUGGUCCGGAGGGAAUACGGCGACUUUGGCGAGGCACAACGCAUCCUCCAGGCAUCCGCCAAGAACGAGGACGACGACGAGUCCGGUAUCGUCUUCAUGGACGAGGGCACCCGCACCUUCGCCCUCUCCAACGGCGCCUCGCUCACCCUUUUCGCGAGCCCCUACACGCCUUCGGCAGACGACUGGGGCUUCCAGUACGACGCACGCAGUGGCCACCAAUGGGACAUCGGGGGCGACGUGGACGUUGUCGUCACCCACGGCCCGCCGAAAGGCGUCAUGGACCGCACAGCCAUCGGAUCACGGAUCGGCUGCCCGGGCCUGUUCGCCGCCGUCGCGCGGGCCAAGCCGCGCCUACACUGCUUCGGACAUGUGCACCGCGGCUGGGGCGCCAAGCUCGCGCGCUGGCGCGGCGGCGAGGCUGUAGGCGGUCCGGCUUCGCACUUCGAGGCCUUCGACAACGACCGGUCGGUGGUCGUCGAGACACUGGCCGGCCUGACGCCGCGGGAUUUCGACGGACCCGACGCCGUCGCGGAGAAGAGGCGGAGGCUCGAGGCCCGCACGGCGGCGGGAUGCUUUGCGACUUCGCAUUGCGCCGGGGACGAACAUCCGUUGAGGAAGGACGAGGGGACGCUGUUCGUCAACGCCGCCGUCCAGGGAGACGGGAAACAGCCGCAGCACUUGCCGUGGGUCGUCGACAUUGAGCUUCCCAGGGCCGCCCGCGAUGCUGCCGCUUGA